AUGGCAACGAAGCAGGUACUUGCCACUCACGCCAUAGCAGCACUGAAGGAACAAACUAGGAAGUUUGAGGCGAUGUCGGUGCAGCUGGCGAAGUCGGCAGAUCUCGCGACGAAUCAGGCUGCUGAGAUUGCGAAGUUGACAUUGAGAUUGAUCAAUGCUAUGACCAAGAUACAGCGAGACACUCAACGAGAUGCUACAGCGCGUCGGGAGUGCUUACGUGACAAGCUUCGCAGCCUCGCCGCCCAGGCUGUCUCCACAAAGCGAAAGAUACUGGACGCUGCGGAAUUGGAAUCGUCACGGACCAUAAAGGCGAACUUUAGGUUGAUAUUCGGACCGUCAAGAGAAACAGAAUACAAGAGCAGAAGUGCCAAAUCUGCGAUAGCUACGAACCUCAUCAGGAUUACUACCAUCCGCGGUUUGUGUGAAAGCAACCCUCACAGCGUGAUCGCCCUCUCAACCACCUACUCUACCAAAGCCUGGACUGAAUCGAGCUCGGAUGUUUUUGACGGCGUUAUCGAGCUAGUUAAAGUUGAGAAAGAGCAAGAUUGGCCAGAGGAGAUAGUCGAUAUAAUAGACGAACUGAAAGCGGAAAGACCAAUGAGUGCCGAGAUUGAGCUGCUUCGCGCAACGAUCCUCCAGCAGAAGGACCCGCGCCGUCGAAGGAUCAGUGACUCUGAUGGACCCGCACGGGAGAUUGCACCAUUGCCGCCAAUGCAGACUGGCGAAAUGGCUAGUCAGACUGGGCAACACAGCGCCAGAAUGACUCAAUUGCCAGGUCUACAACAAAUGGCACUUAUUGCACCAUCCUACAAUCGCGAUCAAACGCAUAGUUGGAAUUACAGGCAAGACACAACCACUGAUGGUGGGUAUAAUGGCCCCUUUGUUGACGAACAACGGCAACGGCCGCUUCUUUGCGAGAGCGCACAUCACCCCUCUCAACAAUAUGAGCAAGAGAACCCGGUAGUAGAUGAUCCACUACCACCAUCCAAGGAAAACAGGGAAAUGAAGGAUAUGUACACAAAUGCACUCGCUAGCAAUAUAUCGAAAAUGCCAGAACCGUUUAAAACAGCAAUCGAGAAUAGCCGGCAAUGGAAAUGGGAAAGAAGUAAAGGAUUGCAGACGACAGGAUGCUGGCCAAGUUUGUUCCCGAAAGACCAGACACAGGAUGUCUCCUUUAGCAUUUGGUGUGGUAACGAGGACGGAGAACAUCUGACCAAAUUCUUCGGUGGAAAAAUUGAAAUGUCAUCCUAA
Molecule: messenger RNA, 1251 nt
Organism: Pseudogymnoascus destructans
Lineage: Eukaryota; Fungi; Ascomycota; Leotiomycetes; Thelebolales; Thelebolaceae
Exons: 5
Coding region: 1-1251 (416 amino acids)
Source: RefSeq, a predicted model, not a curated record